AUGAUCGUUAAUUGUCAAGGUCAAUUCAAAUCGGCGGACCAGUUUCGAUUCAACAAUGCCCUGAUGGUUGUAGAGGAAAAACGUUCACUUUUCAUGUUACUUUUCCACGUAAAUUUACACACACACACACCAAACGUUCUUGUUGCAUUAAAUCGUUAUGAUAAUUUUAGUGGAAAUACAGCUAUUGGUGUUACUGCUGAACACAUUACUGACCUUGGUUUCAAUCUUCAAAUUAAAGCUUGGGCUAAUACAGCAGUUAAUAAUGCAUCUGCAUCAUGGAUUGCCUGUGCUUAA
Adineta ricciae is the source of this 294-nucleotide messenger RNA. Lineage: Eukaryota; Metazoa; Rotifera; Eurotatoria; Adinetida; Adinetidae. The record is from the annotation of a GenBank genome assembly.